GAGAUAACGCAAUGCAGUCGGUAUAAAUGCGUCCGCUUUGAAGUUCUUGUCUAGUUUCUCAAGUUCAUCAUGGUUCUCACUUUCGUUCUACUCAUCUUGGGGGGCAGUACGUUCUCCACCGUGUCUGCAGCCUGCACCCCGCCUUUCAAAGAGAUCGCUGGUCUCUGCUUCCUCAUAGACAACUUUGCCACGGGGACUUGGGCCGACACGAACCACUGGUGCGGCUACUUUGGGGGCAAGCUGGCCAAGCUGGACAAUGCCGACGUCUUCGCUGCCGUUGUUCAGGAUAUUAAGGAUUCUGGGUUAUCUAAAUCCUUCUACUGGAUUGGCGCAUCAGACUCUGAGGAAGAAGGCGUAUGGAAGUGGCUGGACAACACCGCGGUGGAUAUGGGGACGCCCUUCUGGAGUCUGGCCGGCAGCGGGUGCACAGUUCAGGAACCCAGUGGAGGAACCAACCAGAACUGUGCUGUCCUCAAUCCAAACAGAAAUUAUUACUUUGAUGAUGCAGGCUGCGCAACACAAGCAGGCGCUAUUUGUGAAAAAUAAAUCAGCUGAAGAAGCAUAUAAAGUUGCGUUUCAAUGAAAAAGCUAUUGAUUUUUUUUUUCAUAGACUUCGUCUUGUCACACACGCAUAAGCACACAUAUGUUGGAUUACUAUGCAUAAAUAACUUUUAUAUUUAAAACAGUGUUGUAGCUAUGAGAAGGAUAUACUAUAAUAUCAUGUGUAGAUAUAAAGAUGGUGAUCCUCUGCCA
Molecule: messenger RNA, 753 nt
Organism: Penaeus monodon (black tiger shrimp)
Lineage: Eukaryota; Metazoa; Arthropoda; Malacostraca; Decapoda; Penaeidae
Product: perlucin-like protein
Exons: 4
Coding region: 70-546 (158 amino acids)
Source: RefSeq, a predicted model, not a curated record